This is a messenger RNA of Trichoderma virens Gv29-8, 530 nucleotides long. RefSeq lists its product as uncharacterized. Gene Ontology annotation, cellular component: mitochondrion. The record is from RefSeq and is a predicted model, not a curated record. Gene Ontology annotation, molecular function: oxidoreductase activity. NCBI's taxonomy places the organism in Eukaryota, Fungi, Ascomycota, Sordariomycetes, Hypocreales, Hypocreaceae. The coding region runs from base 58 to 453 and encodes 131 amino acids. The transcript has 3 exons.
AAACGAACUGCCGCUUACAGCUUGAGAUUCCGCAAAUAUCCUCCAUAAUAGCCCAAAAUGUUCCGAUUUCACAAGACGCUCGACAUCAUCACGCUCUUCCACAAGGCCAGCUCCCCGGCCUCUGUGCGAGUUUCCAAUCUGCUGAAGCAGGCUUCGACAAGCGCCCAGAAGAGCGCUACUCAAGAUUCCGAGGCUCGCCGUGAUCCGUUUGAGCUGAAUAUUACCGAAGACGCCCCCACUGUCGACCAAGUGCAGACAAUCUUGGAGUAUGUCGGCCAGAGCGGUGCCUCUCAGAUCGUCAAGGGGGCAAGAGAUGACAAGGAUGCGCUGAAGAAGUUCAAGGAGAACAAGGAGAAUCUGCUGCGACCAUUGACCGUUGACUGGAGUAAUGGCAAGGCGAUUGCGGGAGACAACGAGUCCGAGAUCUUGAAGCUCCUCAAUGCUCAAAAGUGAGCACCAUAGAAAAUCAUGUAUAAACAGCUUUUGACUCUGUAUCUUUUAUGAAUGUAUACCCCACUCUUACCAUGGAC